AGGGCGUGUUGGAGCUGUCCGCUCGGGGAAUAUGAUGGCAAUAUUGGACUCACACCAAAGCCAGUGACUAGCACAUGAACGGGCUUCUCGCUCUCCACAGCAGGAGGUUGCCGUGCAGCAUACGAGGCGUUGGCCAUCAUAGAAACGAUCGCAAAAGAGGCAGAAUAGACAAAAUCUGAGUGCGGAGAUAUCGAGAAGUUAAAGAAGAUGCAAAAUAGCAGGAUCCUACCGAUACUCCCAAGGAUGCUCCAUGCAGACUAACGCGCUGGAGUGAUGACGAAGGGUCGGCUGUGCCCGAACAUCGCGCCUAUUCGACAGGGGGUAGCCACGUUGAGCGAUACGCAGGCUGCAGGCUCACAACGACAUCUUGAAAUAAUCAGCAGGACGAUGCGUGGUCGCACAAUAAUAGCAUGCAGAUCGUGUCUUUGUUGUGGUCAUCGAAGCAGUGUGAAGACUCGGUACUCGUUGCUAGCGCGAAUCACAUGGUCGCUAAUUUUGUGCUCAGCAUGGCCAGGUCCGAAUUGCGGAUUCAUCCUUGGAGCAAGGCCAACCCCGCAAAUACCCCACAUCGUCCUCGUUCUAAAUAGUGAACCUGUUCGAAGCUGCCUCGUAUGCUCAGACAUCGGAAGAUACACUCGAGAUGAAGCAUCAUCGGAUAGCGCCAUCGGCUGCCGCACUAUAGCAGCUGCGCGUCUCGUAUAUUGUUCCUGGAGCCCCGAACUUGGGCCUACCGAAAACGUUGCUAGUCGAAAUGCAGGGCGACGAGCUAUUGACGCCUGGUUGAUUUGCCGGGUGCGGAGCUCUUGCUAGCAUGCGUCAUCACAAGUGGUGUCGAAGGAACCAAUCGGAUGAAGCUCGAAGUGAGUUACUGCAGAGCCGCACCCGUAUUGACAGCCGUGCUUGAGACCCGUAAAGCUCACUUC
Messenger RNA from Didymella exigua CBS 183.55, 923 nucleotides. RefSeq lists its product as uncharacterized. The transcript has a single exon. Lineage: Eukaryota; Fungi; Ascomycota; Dothideomycetes; Pleosporales; Didymellaceae. The record is from RefSeq and is a predicted model, not a curated record. The coding region runs from base 274 to 810 and encodes 178 amino acids.